GUGUGUGGAAUAAGCCUUGCUCCCAGAGCCUGGGACUUAAAGCACAGAAACGCGGGCGAGUUUGCUGCCAGAGUAGCAGUCAAUAAUAAUAAUAAUAAAAACCUUUACAAUCCAAGCCACCGCUUAUACCAUGGGCUUCAAGCUCAGCAACGCUGUCUGGAUUAUCGGCUGCUGCAUUUCUGUACUCAGCACCAUUCUCACGCAUCUGACGCAGGCUGCAAGAGAAGUUAUUUUACUGGAUUCCAAAGUGCAGCAGACGGAGCUGGAAUGGAUCUCUUUUCCUGCCGACGGGUGGGAAGAGAUCAGUGGAGUAGACGAGAAUUACAUCCCCAUUCGCACAUAUCAGGUGUGCCGAGUUAUGGAGCCUAACCAGAACAACUGGCUGAGAACUAACUGGAUUGCAAGAGGCAAUGCCCAGAGGAUAUUUGUGGAAAUGAAGUUUACCCUGAGGGAUUGUAACAGCAUUCCAGGAGUCUUGGGGACAUGCAAAGAGACGUUUAACCUGUAUUACUUUGAGAGCGAUUCGGAUGCAGGCCGGAACAUUAAGGAGUCGCAGUACCUCAAAAUAGACACCAUCGCAGCCGAUGAAAGUUUUACUCAAGGAGACCUCGGAGAGCGUGUCAUGAAGCUCAACACUGAGCUGCGGGAGAUCGGGCCCCUCUCGAGAAAGGGAUUCUACUUGGCUUUCCAGGAUGUGGGAGCCUGCAUUGCCCUGGUGUCCGUCCGCGUUUACUACAAGAAGUGCUGGUCGAUCGUGGAGAACCUGGCGGUUUUCCCCGACACGGUGACGGGAUCCGAAUUCUCGUCCCUGGUGGAGGUGCACGGCGCCUGCGUCAGCGACGCGGAAGAGGAGGCAGAAAAUCCUCCCAGGAUGCACUGCAGUGCCGAGGGCGAGUGGCUGGUGCCAAUCGGCAAGUGCGUCUGCAAAGCGGGAUUUCAGCAGAAGGGUGAUGAGUGUGAUGCUUGCAGGUGGGGAUUCUAUAAAUCAUCGUCACUGGACUAUCAGUGUGCUCGCUGUCCAGCUCACAGCCACACAAUCCGGGAAGGCUCCUCGCGAUGUGAAUGUGAGGAUGGAUACUACCGAGCCCUUACGGAUCCUCCUUCUGUUCCUUGUACAAGACCUCCUUCUGCACCACAAAAUCUCAUUUAUAACAUAAAUCAGACCACGGUGAAUCUCGAGUGGGGCCCACCAGCAGACACCGGAGGGCGGGACGAUGUCACCUACAGGAUAAUGUGUAAACGGUGCAGCUGGGAGCAGGGCGAGUGUAUGCCCUGUGGCAGCGGAAUUGGCUUCAUGCCUCAGCAGACGGGACUAGCAGAUACAUACGUGACCGUUGUAGACCUACUGGCCCACGCUAACUAUACGUUCGAGGUCGAAGCCGUGAAUGGCGUCUCGGAGCUGAGCCGCACCCAGAGAUUGUUUGCAGCCGUCAGCAUCACCACAAGUCAAGCAGCCCCCUCACAGGUUAGUGGUGUAAUGAAGGAUAGUGUGCAGCAGAGGACUGUCAAUCUCUCCUGGAAGGAACCGGAGCAUCCCAAUGGAGUCAUCACUGAAUAUGAGAUCAAGUACUAUGAGAAGAAUCUAAAAGAUCGCACUUACUCCACCGUAAAAUCUACCUCAACCUCAACCACCAUCAAUAACUUGAAACCAGGCACAGCCUAUAUAUUCCAGAUCCGCGCCUUUACCACUGCAGGUUAUGGAAACUACAGCCCCAGGCUAGAAGUCUUAACCCUAGAAGAGACGACAGCCACUGCUGCUUCCACUGAACAAAAUCCUGUCAUCAUCAUCGCUGUCGUCGCGGUGGCAGGGACCAUCAUCCUGGUCUUCAUGGUCUUUGGCUUCAUUAUUGGACGAAGGUAUGGAACUAAGGAACAUGCCGAGCUGGGUCACGCAGCUGAGGGACACUGUGGCUACAGCAAAGCUGAACAGGAAGGGGAUGAGGAGCUCUAUUUCCACUUUAAAUUACCAGGUUCAAGAACGUACAUCGAUCCAGAAACAUACGAGGACCCGAACCGGGCUGUCCAUCAGUUUGCCAAGGAAUUAGAUGCUUCCUGCAUUAAGAUUGAAAGAGUGAUCGGAGCAGGAGAGUUUGGAGAAGUCUGCAGCGGUCGCCUGAAACUACCUGGGAAAAGGGACGUGCCAGUCGCUAUUAAAACACUGAAAGUAGGCUUCACCGAGAAACAAAGAAGAGACUUCCUCUGUGAAGCAAGCAUCAUGGGACAGUUUGAUCACCCCAAUGUCGUCCACUUGGAAGGAGUUGUUACCAGGGGUAAACCAAUUAUGAUCGUAAUCGAAUACAUGGAGAACGGAGCAUUGGAUGCAUUUCUCCGGAAGCAUGAUGGCCAGUUCACCGUGAUUCAGCUGGUUGGAAUGAUGCGUGGGAUUGCAGCUGGGAUGAGGUACCUCGCCGACAUGGGAUAUGUGCACAGAGACCUGGCAGCACGGAACAUUCUGGUCAAUAGCAAUCUUGUCUGCAAAGUUUCUGACUUUGGGCUCUCGAGGAUUGUGGAAGAUGACCCAGAGGCUGUCUACACCACAACAGGUGGUAAAAUUCCAGUACGGUGGACUGCCCCUGAGGCCAUUCAGUACCGCAAGUUUACAUCAGCCAGUGACGUUUGGAGUUAUGGAAUAGUGAUGUGGGAAGUCAUGUCCUAUGGAGAGCGACCUUACUGGGACAUGUCCAAUCAGGACGUUAUAAAGGCUAUCGAGGAGGGUUACCGUCUCCCUGCUCCCAUGGACUGUCCACCUGGUCUUCACCAAUUGAUGCUCGACUGCUGGCAACAAGAACGCAGUGAGAGACCCAAGUUUGACCAGAUAGUCGGCAUCCUGGACAAAAUGAUCCGGAAUCCAAACAGUCUGAAGGUUCCUGUGGGGACUUGCAGUAGACCAAUCAAUCCACUUCUCGAUCAGAAUACCCUCGACUUCACAUCCUUCCGUGGUGUAGGCGAUUGGCUUGAGGCUAUCAAGAUGGAGCGAUACAAGGAUAACUUCACAGCCGCAGGGUACAGCACGCUGGAGUCAGUGGCAAGGAUGACCAUUGAGGACGUGAUGAGCUUGGGGAUCACGUUGGUUGGCCACCAGAAGAAAGUAAUGAGCAGCAUUCAGACUAUGAGAGCCCAGAUGAUGCAAAUGCACGGCACAGGAAUUCAGGUGUAAUGGACCUUAUCUCCCCAUGAGCAAAAGGGAACGGACCUGGGGGGGGGUGAAGAUACCAUCUGCUGCUCGUACUGUCAGUACUCAGCACUCUUCUAAAUUUCUUUCUGAGACGGAUCAGAGAUUCAGGGGAAGGUGUGCAACGAUGUUCCUCCAAGUCGCUGAAAGAACAACGAGGUCCUUUAACAGCAAGGGCGACUGGAACAUGCGCAUUAUGAAGAAACUACUACCUGUAACGUUUAGGACUUUACACCGAAAAAAAGCAUACAAAAAAAAACACAAAACUUCAAGAGUUCUAACCUCCUUUUUUGUCUACUGGGCUUUUAAAAAAUGUACAUAUCAAUUUAUGUAGACUAUAUUUGUCAAAGACACUCCUUAUAUUAUGGUUUACCUAUUAAAUUGUUUUCAAGA
Messenger RNA from Mobula hypostoma (lesser devil ray), 3565 nucleotides. It is a transcript of the gene epha7, whose product is annotated as eph receptor A7. Bases 131 to 3157 code for a protein of 1008 amino acids. Gene Ontology annotation, biological process: ephrin receptor signaling pathway; axon guidance; protein phosphorylation. The record is from RefSeq and is a predicted model, not a curated record. NCBI's taxonomy places the organism in Eukaryota, Metazoa, Chordata, Chondrichthyes, Myliobatiformes, Myliobatidae. The transcript has 17 exons. Gene Ontology annotation, cellular component: dendrite; plasma membrane. Gene Ontology annotation, molecular function: ATP binding; transmembrane-ephrin receptor activity; protein binding.